Molecule: messenger RNA, 1812 nt
Organism: Strongyloides ratti
Lineage: Eukaryota; Metazoa; Nematoda; Chromadorea; Rhabditida; Strongyloididae
Exons: 2
Coding region: 1-1812 (603 amino acids)
Source: RefSeq, a predicted model, not a curated record
AUGGAUUUAAGAAAUAGUCAUCAUCAUGAAAAUAAUCAAAAUUAUUCUUCAUAUCGUGAAAGAUCACAAUCAUUAGUUGAUAGAUUAAAUGGAAUUGUUGGACCAACACUUAGAACAGAUGAAGAAAUUGAAGAAUAUGAUGAAGAUGGAAAGCAUGUUGUUAAAACUGUUGAAACUGUUGAAAAACUUGUUUAUUUACCUCUCGCAAAUAAUACUAUAUCUCGUGAAAAUAUUAAUUAUUCUUCAAUUCAUGAAAAAAAAUAUGCCAAUCAUGAAAAAGAUAGUUAUGGAAGACAUCAUGGUACAUAUAAUGACUCAUUUAGACGUCGAAGUAAAAGUAAUGAAGAUAAAUAUAAUCAAUCAAGUAAAGAAUAUACUGGUGGAAUGUAUCAUAAUCAAGGUUUUUAUGAUAAUGUAUAUGCAAAAGAUACUAUAAAAAUUAGUGAUAAUUAUUACUCAAAAUAUAAUAAAAAUAUAAUUGAUAAAAAACAAAAAUCUAGAUUUCAUAUUAGUAAUGAUGACGACUCAUUUGAUUAUGGAUUUAAAAAGAAUGAAACAAUAGCUAAAAAUUUACCAACAUAUGAAGAACAUAUGCGGUCCAAAAAACAAACAAAUAUUUAUGAAGAAAAAAAUAAAAUAGAUUAUAAAAAAACUAGAAGAGAAGAAUUAAGAAAUAAAUGUUAUACAUUAUGUACAUCUUGUUGGUGUAUUAUAAUAUGGAUUAUUUGCCUUCUUUUGCUAUUUUUAUUAAUUUUUUUACUUUUGUGGUUUUUAGUAAUUAAUAAAUCAUCUACAAUACCAACUACAACAAUUGCACCACCAGGUGUACCAUUAAUAAAUGUUACAACAAAUGAUAUACCAGUUCAAAAUGUGCAAGGUAUUACAUAUACUGGAGUUCAAAAAGAUUCUUUACAAAUAGAAUAUAUUUAUGUUUUUGAUUCAAUAUUAUCAUCAAUUAUUGUAUUAAAUUAUAAUACAUUUUUAAAUGUUGCAACAAUUACUACUAAUUUUGAAACAAUUAAUAAUAUUAGUUGUAGUAAUUGUAAAGUUUAUUAUUUAUCUAAAAAUUGUAUAAAUCAAGGAAAAUGUUCAGAUAAUGAUGCUAUAUAUUGUUGUGAUAAAUGUAAAACUGGUGAAGGUUCAAAUUCAUUAAAAUAUACAAAAAAUUGUAAUAUACAAAAUAUUAAGACAAGAGCAUGGGAUUAUAGAAAUAUUCAAUUUACUGGUGUAUCUGAUUCAUAUACAAUGAGUAUAGUAUCGGUAGAUCCUGAUUAUACACAAGAUUCAAAUAUUUCAAAAUUAUCUGCUAAUUUAGUUUACCAUACAUUUACAAGUAGUUUUGGAAAAGUUGUUGAUUCUGGUAUAAAUUCUACAAAAAAAUAUGAUACACCAUCUGGAUCAAUAUUUGAUACUUUAACUGUUGCACCAUCAAAAAUUGGAAGUCAAGAUUUUGUUUGGUCAUCAUCAAUAAAUUCUUCAUCAUUAGUAUUUUAUUAUUUUGAUUUUCAAUUAGUUAAUAUACAAGUAUCAAAAAUAUCUACAAAUAUGAUGAUACAAUUAACUAAUUUAAAUCCAAUUAAUAGUGAUACUCUUCAAUUAACAUAUAUUGACAAAUCUAAUAAUAAAUUUUUAGUUAGAAGGUAUCAGAAGACAAAUUUAACAUUAACGAUGAAUGAAGAUUUCUAUCAAAUGACAACACCUAAUGGAUUUUAUAGAUACAUUGAUUAUUCAUGUGACGGAAAUGGUAAUAUUUACCAACUAUCUUCAACUAUCUCAAAUUCUUAUAACGUCCGCAUUUUUAUGAUAAAUUAA